Messenger RNA from Lactuca saligna, 378 nucleotides. Lineage: Eukaryota; Viridiplantae; Streptophyta; Magnoliopsida; Asterales; Asteraceae. The record is from the annotation of a GenBank genome assembly.
AUGGUGGAGUUGAAUUACCAAGAUGUAUUUAUGCAUGAGGUGAUUAAAAAACUUUACCAAUGUGAACCAGAAAAAGCUUUAUGUGAUGGCAUUCGACCAAUUUUAGAUGAUGUAUAUUACGUUGCAUUUAUUUAUGAUGCCUAUGGCACAAAUGACAUAAUUUGUAUGUAUGUUGGCCAUGAUGGUGAUGGAGUUGUGGGACGGUUUGAUGAAGAACAAAAUGAAGGUGAUGAUAACGACUCAUGUGUUGAUGGUGUGGAAAAUGAAGUUAAUCUUAGGUAUGUGGAGGUUGAAAAUGAUGAAGAUGCUAUCCCUAUGAACAUUACAGCUCAUGUGUCACACCCCGCUAAACCGGAAACACGAGGCGUGGCAGCAUAA